UUCAGUCCACAAGGGAGCUGCAGUCUGAGCAGGAAACUGCAUCUUCAGACUUCUGCUAAUCCACAAGAGGAGCUAGGAUCACCGGACGCCCAAGGACCCUUUCAGAGACUCGCUUGCCCCACGCCGCUCUGACUCGUCGGCCACUCCACAUCAGGUUCCCCAGCCACAGCCUUACCUGUGAGCUCCGGAUUUCCCCGGCUUCCAGUGGAUGCUCAGGCUAACCACAGGGACCUCGGGGCAGCAGUGAGCCAGACAUCCAGACCUCCACUCAGCUCUCUUCUGGUACCAGCGUCUCCCCGAGGGGGACCAGCAUGGUGAUUGUGCCUUGGAGAUCCCUGCUCAGAACGUCGGAGAAGAUGCUGACUAUGAAGCUGUUCACUUGCUUCUUGCAGGUCCUGGCUGGGUUAGCACUUCCUGCAGAGAACCCCCAGCAGGGGGACCUGUCUGCCGGGAACAGCACAACAGAAGCAAAAGUGGUGCCCUUCAAUGAAGUGUGGGGCCGCAGUUACUGCCGACCAAUGGAGAAGAUGAUUGAUAUUGUGGAUGAGUACCCCAGUGAGGUGGGGCACAUUUUCAGCCCAUCCUGUGUCUCCCUGUUGCGCUGUACCGGCUGCUGUGGUGAUGAGAGUCUGCAUUGUGUACCAUUAAAGACAGCCAACAUAACCAUGCAGGUCGUGAAGAUCCCCAACAUUGUAGCGCAGCACUCCUACGUGGAACUGACGUUCUCUCAACAUGAACUCUGUGAAUGCAGACCUAUUCAGGAAAAGACGAUGCCAGAAAAGAAGAAAGCCGGCAGGGGGAAGAGGAAGAAAGAGAAGCAGGAAGCCACGGAGGAUGAAGCCACACCUGUGCGGUGAUGCUGUUCCCUAGAGGUAACCAGCUCCUCCAAGGAGAGACCCCACACCCAACUCAUAUAUUUAUUACCAUCACCCUCUCAGAGCCCUCCCUGCUGGUACCUACCCCCUAUUUAUUAGCCAACUCAUCCCUGCUGAAUGACUCGCUCCCUCCAAGAUGAGGGGCAUGAAGGGACAAGACCCUCAGGACUUCAGUGCCUUACACAGAACGUAAGAGAAAGAAAGAAGCCGGUCACGGAUUCAUGGGAGCUUCAGCCUGGGAAGAAGAAAGAUGUGUGGCCGUACAAGGGGCAAGUCAAGCCCCAGAGACUCUAAGUCCCCAGGGAACUGGAGAAGAAAAGAGGGGACCCAGCACCUGCCUCUGGUCCCUCGCUCCACCCAGACAGCAGCUCCUGGGAGCUCUUGGCCAGGACAGGCAGGUAGUUGCCACUAUGACCCUGACUACAUGGAAGGCAGGAGGCAGGUGGAGGGGACCCAAGCAGGUCCUCCUCCUGCUGGCAUCAGCUUUUCACCCUGGAGACCAGAACAGGAUGUCCAGCUCUGAAGAACAGGGCUUGCCUGGGACCUUCACCUCUCUUUAGCCUCUAAGCUCACUCCUUAUACUUUGCAAGGCACCACUACCCUGCCCCCUCUCAGGGACACAGGCAGAGUGUGCUGGGGCUGAACAGAGACCAGACUGGAUGAUGAGCAGUCCUAUUGACUGAUGGUCUUUGAGGUCUGCAAGUCAGGGGCAUGCAUCCUAGCUCCAUGACUCCAGCAAGUGGGAGCAGAUUCCUGGAGGGCCCUUGCGGAUCUACCAGCUGCCUCUGCAGGGCCACCUGACUGCCAAGCCAGAUUCUCUUGAAUAAAGCAUUCUAGUCUGGACACAUCCUGUCCAGGGAAUGUAUCUUCCAAAGCAGUGGACAAAGCAGAAAAUAGAGGCAGGACAGAUGAGAGUGUGGGAGAGGCAAAGGGCGCAGUGUCAGCUUCAAGCCUCAGUUUCCUUAUCUCAAAAGCCUGCUGAAGCUGUGAGGCGACGUGUCACAGAUGGUGACAAUAUGUAAGCUUUCCCUUCCCUUAUUAACCAGGGGGAAACAGGCCUGAGAUGGUAAAAUGAAUGAUACAGAGGCAAAAGAGCACUGAGCUGGGAGUCAGAGGCCAGCCCUGUCCUGACUUCUCAAGUGACACUGGGUUUCCCUCUGCCUUCAUACUGUAUCUCUGGUGGAAGGCUUGGCUUAGACCCCUCUGGUUUUAACACAUCCUAAUGGAGCCCCAGCUGCUGUCUCAGUGGCCUUGAAUAGUGACUGGAGACUAUUCUGGUAUAGACUAUUCCAGGGCUGCCCCUGGGGUCACUCUGGGGUCUACCCCACCUUAAACUAGAAGCUCUGACAUGUAGUCUCACCCCAAAGUUGGGGAGAUACCUGGCUUCAGUCUCCUCUAAGCCCCAUCAUAUUCAGGAGCACACCUCCCGUUCUUCCAUCCCAGAGCCACCCCACACUCAGCCUGGUGCCCUGCCUCUGAACAGCCUGUGAAUGGGUCUUCCAGGGUCAUUAGGCCUAGGCCCACUGAAGAACAAUGUCUCCCCACUGCUUGGGCUCCCGGAUGCCUGGAUCUACUGUCAACUUCCCCAUCUUCCUCCCUAGUGCCUUGGUAUGAAAAGGAUCUAGUCCUCCUUUGAAUCCAAACUACUUACUACCAGACUUCCAUCUGCUUCUGACCCAAGAAGUGCUGUGAAUAUCUUUAAUGCUAUGUGUGCUGGUGGAAGAAAUUCUCUAUUCCCUCUGUAGCUCCCCUUCCUCAGUUGAAGCUGAAACCCA
Molecule: messenger RNA, 2650 nt
Organism: Nannospalax galili (Upper Galilee mountains blind mole rat)
Lineage: Eukaryota; Metazoa; Chordata; Mammalia; Rodentia; Spalacidae
Gene: Pgf
Product: placental growth factor
Exons: 7
Coding region: 312-857 (181 amino acids)
Biological process (GO): positive regulation of angiogenesis; response to hypoxia; positive regulation of mast cell chemotaxis
Cellular component (GO): membrane
Molecular function (GO): growth factor activity; vascular endothelial growth factor receptor binding; chemoattractant activity
Source: RefSeq, a predicted model, not a curated record